AUUAUUUAAAAGUAUUACACAUUUGAAAGCUGAAAUAUGGUGUCGCGUAAAAACAACAGCAAUCAUAACAACGAUACCUCCAAUGCCUUUAGCUAUGUGCGUGAUUUUAGUGCCCAGGCCAGUCAUUAUCGCAACAACAAAUCGGAAGAAUCUUUGGUACUACUUAACCGCACAGCUUCCUUACUAAGCACAGCCAUACAUCCGCAUCAUUUUUCACCGGGCAAUUUGGAAAUCUCCAAGUUCUUCAUUGAUUUGCAUGCCGUCAUGGGAACUUUGUCAAUUGAUUGUGAUGCUUUGUGGACUUGUGUGGGUAUAUUGCAGCAUUGCUCUAAAAAUCUGGAGGCACGUAAAGCCAUUGUGGAUGAAUAUCGUUAUAUACCUCUGUUGAGCUUUAUACUGAAGCGUUCACAAGCGGGAGAUAAACGUCACCGUUUACUUACCCUUUUGCAGGAAUUGACAUUUGGCAUUAAAAUCACCUGGGAAGAACCAUAUAUAAUAGUGUUGUUGGAACAGUUGGUUCAAAUUAUUUACCAAGCUGCUGACGAGGGCGAGGAAAUACAUGCUCAAUUGUCGCUGUCAAUUCUGAUAAAUCUUUGCUACAAGAAUUUUGUGGUUUUAUUUUUGUUCUUGCGCUCUGUAAACAUUUCCAGUUUCAGUCGACGCAUACAAAACUAUGGCAUGUUGGCCAACAAGAUGUUAAUCAUUCUCUCUGAGGACAUACAUUCGCCGGAUCAAAAGGAGUUGCAUAUAUUUUUACGUUCCAGUUUUGCCGCUGUUGAUGAUUGCAUCAAGCUUUGGAAUGUUCCGCAUUUGAGGCAUAUUGUAGAAUUUCUCAGAGAUUCACGUGCCUACAGUGGUCUACAUCAGGCUAUGCUGUGCUAUGAGUACUAUUGUGAAGAUAUUGAGAAGCUGUUGGAUCAUAUAGAAGCACGCUCCUCCAUGGAUGACUCUAGUGAAGAAAUUCGUAAGCAUCAGCAAACGUGCAUGGGUUUACUGUUUCAAUUAAUUGAAUAUAUUAUGGAAUUAUCCGCACAGCCAGAUACGGAUGGUAAUGAAAAUGUGGCAAUUAGUUUAGAUUCAAAUAUACCACGAAUAUUUGAACUGUUAAGUAAUUGGCUGGAAUCGGAAGUAUGUGGAGUGGAAGCAAUUAAUCUAUUGGAUAGUUUAGUGCGAUUAGCUAAAAAAGAGACUAUAGCCCCACGUAUAGCCAGAGAUCCCUCAAUAAUAAUACAACUUAUAACAGCCUCGGAGAAAACUGAUGCAUCCGCUCUACACACUGCAGCAGUUUUACAACUUUUAGUAUCGCUGUUGCAUCAAACAAAAACGGAGAAAUUAAUUUUAUCGAAAAUAACUGAAUCAUAUUUUGAUAAAAUUCUAGCGCCUCUAUUGAAUAUAAAGUCAGAAAUGCCCGAUAAUAGUUUAAGCAUGGAAGAAAUUGAAAAAUUCAUAUUUUGUUUACUAUUACUCAUAAAUUUCACAGAAAUAGCUAAAAAGGCGUAUUUUGAAAAAUGUUGCACUCUACUGCAAUUGCCCCAAAUACAAAAUGCUUUGGCACGGGCCAUGAUAACAGGCAAUGAGAAAUUAUGUUCGACAGUAUUUCAAAUAUCACAAUUUGAACAUUUUCCACAAACAGAAGUGGCCAAGCUUAUUUCGAAAUUAAAUGCUUCAACAAAUCAAUUGACUCCGGCGGCUCCUACGGGCGAUCAAUGGCGUAAUUUGAAUGCAAUUUUAAAGAGUCAUAAGACAUUUGUCAGCAAAGAACUGGAAGAACGUCUACAGGCCCUCAUUGAUGUUAUAACACAGGCCCAAAACAACAAUCAACUGCAUAAUGUGGCCACUUCGCAAAUUAUAGAACUUUUCAAUUAUAAAAUCGAAAAAUUUAAUUCAGCCGAAAGUUGUAUGCAAAAAAGACUAGAAGAAGCCAGUAAAGAGAUCACUCAUUUAACCCAGCGCAUCAAUUUACAAAAUGCCGAACUGGACAAAUACCACACCAUGAACUUUGAACUGCACAUUAAUCAGGAAUCUUUGCAGACUCAGUGCAAAGAUUUGAAACAUCAAAAAGAUAAUUUAAAGCGUAAUAUGACCGAUGUAAUGAAAAAACUUUCAGAACUAUCGGAAACCUUAAAAAUUAAUGAGAAACGUUUAUCGGUUAAAGUAUCGGAAAUGAUUGUUUUACAAAAAGACUUUAAUGAUCUUAAAGACGAACUGCAGGUUAAAACGGAAGAUUUAGAGAAGCUUCAUGUGGCUGCCAAGGAAAAUACUUCCCGCAUAGAUAAAUUGAAAAAGACUAUAGCGGCCUUUGAAGUGGACAUCAAAGAAAAAGUACGACACAUUGAAGAGAAAGAACGUGAUUUGGCCAAAACACAAAAGGCUUUAGAAGAACAAAGAGAAUCUAAAAGGAAAUCCGAUGGCGUCAUAACGGUGCUAGAGUCUCAACUGCAGGAGAAGAAUGAACAACUACGCAACUAUGAAUUGGAACUAAGUGAAACAGAAGAGUUGCGUAAAACUAUCAUGAGUCUGAUGGAAAGUAAAAAACCGAAGCGCAAAUAAGAUAUAAACGCAAAAAACAAAACAAACUUUUAAUAAUUGAAGUUUUAGUCUUGUUAAAUUUAUAUUUAUUAGAGAAGAAAGGCAUUUUUACACUUACAAACUAAAUUUAUUUGUUUGUUUAAAUUUAAUAAUUUUUGCACAAUUUUUUUUAAACAAUUAUUAAGUAGUAUCUACAACUAAUAUUAGUUAAUAUUACAUAUUUUAGUCUUUUUACAAUUAAAUUAAUAUUUUAAUAAGUUUUUAUACUUGUUUUUUACACUUAUUCAUUCGCAUUAAGAUUUUAACAUAUUUUACAUUAAAUUUCAUUAAAUUGUACAAAAUUCUCUUUUUAAUACACAUUUUAAAUAUACAUACAUUAAUUAUGGUUUAUUAAUACAAAUAUGAA
Messenger RNA from Calliphora vicina (urban bluebottle blowfly), 2935 nucleotides. RefSeq lists its product as uncharacterized. The transcript is spliced from 7 exons. Bases 37 to 2550 code for a protein of 837 amino acids. The record is from RefSeq and is a predicted model, not a curated record. NCBI's taxonomy places the organism in Eukaryota, Metazoa, Arthropoda, Insecta, Diptera, Calliphoridae.